GUUGUCACUACUUCUGUUUCCUGCAACCAUAAUCUCUACCAUUUUUUUUUCUUUUCUUAUAUUCACAUUACUCGCCAUUUUUUCUGCUUCUUCUCAGAUAUGAACUAGGGUUUUUUGUUUUUUCUCCAUUCAUCUUUCUCACUUUCGCUAUUCGUGUCUCUGCUGAACAAUCUUAAGUAAUGUGUAGGCGUUUUCUGUUUCUGGGUAUUCUCAUUUUGCUCCUUUCUGGGUUUGUAGCUUCAGCUCCUUCUUCAACUUCACCUGCGAAGAUUGUUAAUAGCUUCAUCUCGAAUCAUGGCAUUUCCUUAUUGAAAUGGUUAUGGUCUUUCAAAACCACCACUAAAACAGCGGUUCCUACGAAAUCGAUGGUGAAAUUUGAAAAUGGGUAUUCAGUGGAGACGGUGUUAGACGGAAGCAAACUCGGAAUCGAACCUUAUUCUCUCCAGGUCUUACCCAAUGGCGAGCUGCUUAUCUUGGAUUCUCAGAAUAGUAACAUUUACAAGAUCGCCUCUUCAUCUCUUUCCCUAUAUAGCAGACCGAGGCUGGUUACUGGCUCCCCUGAAGGAUAUCCGGGUCAUGUGGAUGGGAGAUUAAGAGACGCGAGGUUGAACAAUCCCAAGGGAAUCACGGUGGAUGAUAGAGGAAAUAUCUAUGUUGCAGACACUGUGAACAAUGCUAUCAGGAAGAUCAGUGAAGCAGGAGUCACAACCAUUGCUGGAGGGAAAAUGGUUCGUGGGGGAGGUCAUGUGGAUGGUCCGAGUGAAGAUGCAAAGUUUUCAAAUGAUUUUGAUGUUGUUUAUCUCGGAAGCAGUUGUUCCUUGCUAGUCAUUGACCGAGGAAACCAAGCCAUCAGAGAGAUUCAACUCCAUUUUGACGACUGUGCUGAUCAGUAUGGAAGUGGCUUUCCUCUUGGGAUUGCAGUUCUUGUAGCGGCAGGUUUCUUUGGCUAUAUGCUGGCUUUGUUGCAACGUAGGCUCAGUUCUAUCGUUUCAUAUCAUACUGAUCAAGAACUAUUUGAAGCUGCUCCUGAUCAAGGGACUAUAAAACCGGUCAGGCCACCUUUGAUUCCAUCCGGAGAUGAGGAAGAAAACCAAGAAGAAAGCUUCAUUGGAACAUUGCGGAUAUUCAUUUUGAAUGCUUGGGUGUUUACUGCGGAGCUGUUCACUGGAAUGUUUCCUAGUCUCAGAAAGAAGCAGACAGUCACCUUUAACUUCAACCAUCAAGAAACAAAGAAUUCUGCUUUUAGCACAACUUCAUGGCCAGUUCAAGAGAGCUUUGUUAUACAAAACAAAGAUGAACCACCUCCAAUCGAGUCCAGGAACCCCACUCCCAGAAAAAUUUAUCCUUUCAUGUCCAAAGAUGCAACAGAGAAAAUGCAACAGCUGCGCCAAAGCCGUGCCUUGUACAGAAGCUUGGAUGCCGAAUUCCUUCAGGAGCAGCAGCAACAGAAACAUCGGCAGCAUCAUCACAGGCAUCACUCAACGAUCCCACACACUCUUUAUGAGCGCAGCAACGAGAAGACUAAUGAGAUCGUGUUUGGGCCAGGCCAGGAGCAAGACCACAGGCGUGUGGCAGCAGCAGCUACUGCUAAGUCGACAGAGUCUGGAGAACAGAUGAAUACUCAUCAGAAUAUUCACUACAGAGCUCACCAAUUUGUGAGUUACCCAUAUGGAUACUAUUCAUAGACAUGAGAAGUUACUUAAUAUGAUAGUAGUAGCAAUUGGGAAUCAGGUAUAGCUAUUUUGAUAUUUGUUGAGAAGGCACAUAAAGGGAUUUGGGUAUUUAGAUCUCUCUUCUUGUAAGAAAAACACAAAAGUUUAUAAUCCUUCUUCGGUGGUGUAAAGAAAAAAAGAUGAGCACUUCAAUAAGAAAUUUUUUUUUUGCAA
Capsella rubella is the source of this 1886-nucleotide messenger RNA. RefSeq lists its product as uncharacterized. The record is from RefSeq and is a predicted model, not a curated record. The transcript is spliced from 7 exons. Bases 180 to 1685 code for a protein of 501 amino acids. Lineage: Eukaryota; Viridiplantae; Streptophyta; Magnoliopsida; Brassicales; Brassicaceae. Gene Ontology annotation, molecular function: protein binding.